AUGAUUCUCUAUACUGAGCCCUACCUCAAGGACAGCAUUGAUCUUCAUUUGCAAAGCUUUGCUGGAAGAGGAGUGGUGAAGAUUUCCCACAUUCCAAAGGCUGAGCAGAAAAUCAGAUCCACUGUCGUCGACUGGAUCUUCGGAGUCGAGUGCUACUACAAGCUGCCCGAUAUGGUUUCCCACAUUGCCAUCCAAACCUUCGACCUAAUCUUGCAGGCUUUGGAGGUGGACGAGAAGGAUUUCCAGGUGGUUGGAGGAGCGGCCUUUUGGCUCGCUUCGAAAUUGGACCAGAGCAAAUCCAUAUCGAGCAAGCAAAUGAAGAAAUUGAUCGGGAGCUCGUGCACCUUGCAGAGACUGAAAAGUGCGGAGGAAGUUGUGUUCAAAGUGCUCAACUACUGCCUGCCCAGGGACAGCGCCCUCAGCCUUCUCAACUACCAGCUGCACGUCCUCAAAAUGGACCUUCAUGUGGACGAGGAGAUUCGUAUGAUUGGGCAGUACGUCCUGGAAAGCAGCAUGCUCAUUUGGUCCCUGGCUGUCCGAAGUUACAGCUUCCUUGCCAGCAUGUCUACAAUGUGCGCCAUUUUGCUGAGUGGACAAACCCUUCAGGACAAGUUUUGGGAGGAAAAGGCGAAGACUGAUGUGACAUUCCAGCCUCUGAGAGAUACAAAAAAGGCCUCGAGCUUCAUUCUCCGCAAGUUGAUGGGCGUGCAGGAAUACGGAAAGUCCAGCGGACACCUGUGGAUCAAGUUCUCCUCCAGUGAAAAGCUGAGAGUUUCGCUCAACCCAAAACUAUCAGCAGAAAACAUCGGGAAAAUCCUGAAAAGUGUUUUCUGCGAGGAAGGAAAAUCUAGUGUCUAGGAUUACUGUGAGAUUAGAACAAAAAAUAUCAAGUGUACAUAUUUAUAUAUUCAAUUAUUUGCCAUCACAUUUUAAGGGAAUAGUUUUAAGCCACUGAUCUGUAAAUAUUAUUUAAAUUU
This is a messenger RNA of Cloeon dipterum, 977 nucleotides long. RefSeq lists its product as uncharacterized. Lineage: Eukaryota; Metazoa; Arthropoda; Insecta; Ephemeroptera; Baetidae. Gene Ontology annotation, cellular component: nucleus; cyclin-dependent protein kinase holoenzyme complex; cytoplasm. The transcript has 6 exons. The coding region runs from base 1 to 858 and encodes 285 amino acids. Gene Ontology annotation, molecular function: cyclin-dependent protein serine/threonine kinase regulator activity. Gene Ontology annotation, biological process: mitotic cell cycle phase transition; regulation of cyclin-dependent protein serine/threonine kinase activity. The record is from RefSeq and is a predicted model, not a curated record.